AUGGCUCAGGUGUACACACACACACACACACACACACACACACACACACACACACACAAACACACACACACACACUACACACACGCACACACUCACACACAAACACACACACACAAACACACACACACACACCACACACACACACACUCACACACACACACUACACACACGCACACACUCACACACAAACACACACACACAAACACACACACACACACCACACACACACACACUCACACACACACACUACACACACGCACACACUCACACACAAACUCACACACACACACACCACACACACACACACUCACACACACACACACUACACACACGCACACACACACACACUACACACACACACACAAACACACACACACACUACACACACACAUACACACUCACAUACACACUCACACAGAUACACACACUCACACACACACCACACACACACACACUCACACACACACACACUACACACACGCACACACACACACACUACACACACACACACAAACACACACACACACUACACACACGCACACACUCACACACAAACACACACACACAAACACACACACACACUACACACACACACUACACACACUCACACACACACACACACUACACACACACACUACACACACACACUCACACACACACACACUACACACACGCACACACUCACACACAAACUCACACACACACACAAACUCACACACACACACAAACACACACACACUCACACACACAUACACACUCACAUACACACUCACACAGAUACACACACUCACACACACACCACACACACACACACUCACACACACACACACUACACACACGCACACACACACACACUACACACACACACAAACACACACACACACUACACACACGCACACACUCACACACAAACACACACACACAAACACACACACACACUACACACACACACUACACACACUCACACACACACACACUACACACACACACACUACACACACACACUCACACACACACACAGACACACACACACUCACACAUACACACACACCCACUCACGUGAAGGAGGCUUGUCCUUAUGAACACAGAGUGCACUGUUUCUUCUUAUGCAGGGGGUAGGGGGGGGCUGCAUUCCAUUCACACAAACUACACUGAUUUGUUUCUCUUUCAACUCCAACACUGCAAAACCACUCUGUGCCAAAUGCAGGAAAAUGCACAGCAUUAGCCGCCAGCUCCUGAGGGACCUCCCUCCCAUCUUCGGGUCCUUCCCUCUAUCCACCCACUUGCUAUUUCUAUGUCCUUGCCUUUAUCUGUACCCUUUCCCUUCCAGAGCCCUUCUUGCAAAGGGUAUCUGAGUCAAAGAUGGCCUGCUUCAGACCAGUUUCAUCAUCAUUGCUAAAAUCCACCCAUCUGCUCCAGAGCUUGCCUGAAAGGGUGGGGUGCUCAGCUGCACUUUCACCCCCGCUUGCCCGAUUCCCACAGCAAUCCAGCCCCCUUAGCAACAGACUCGAGGUCCAACCAGCUCCUGGUAAAACUGCUUGCCACUCCCAUCCCAGACAGCCGUCUCAUGCAACAGAUGCAGCCUCUCAGAUAACGAGACUAAAGCCAGAAGUUCUUAUGGUUAUAGCUGCCGGCUGAGAUUGCUUCAUUUAGAUAAUUACCAGGUAAACCGCCAUUUGCAUGUUCAGCUACCGUCACUAUUAAAAAAAAAAAAAACCAUAAAAACACCCCAUUGAUGAGAAUGUGUUCAUCAACCAGUAAUGGCAUUUUAUGUCUUGCCUUUCGGUUGUGGCUACAUAAGGCUCCUCUUUACUUCCCCCAUGAUACAACCCACAGCCCUGCAGGACAGUGGUCGUUUACAACAGGUCUUGGAUACGCCCCAUUGCCCCCAGCAUGCUUGCUGAGAAAACUGCUUGCAAGAUGAGCAGCAGUAACACCACCCCAGGAUAUCAGUUUUUAUCUGCGGCUAACACCAUCCCCUCGCACUUGGACAUCUCCAAGUCAUUUGUGACUUCAGUGCAGGGAUCAUUUCGCCAUUAGGACGUUAGGACGUAAACGGGCAGACGCCAGAUACAAAGGGCAGGUGCACAAGACCACAGAGUCUCCUCUCCUCCCGUUUCCCCUCCCAACCUCACUUGGAGUGAGAGGAUGCCCCGCUCCCUGCCUGGGAACCAGCAAACUAGGCCAGAUGGAGGCAGACGGGGAUGGGGAAGGAUGGAGAACCCUGAGAGAGGGGAAGGAAGUAUAAGGGUGUGACCAGUCUGCAGGCUCUGAGUUAGACUUCGCUGCUAACCUGUUGGGUGCCCUGGCUGUUGCAGCUUUGGCCUCCCAUGAAAUCUGAGCUUCCUCUUCCAGUGAGAGAGACCACUCAGAAGAGCCUUGCUUCUGGAAGUAGCAAUCUGUCUGCCUGCACCUGUCAAUCACGGCCCUUGUCACAGUAUUUGCUUUCACUGUGCUCUGGAGGGAAAAGCUUAAAGGCAAACUUGCUCCCUGUUCCUCAGGCAGGCAGCAAGCAGACAGCACAGCACGGUAAGUCCAGAGAGUACACCACAAGCGGUGGGGUGGGCUCCCGAGACCCAUGGCCUCCUCCCCUCCCAGCCCCAUCCCUUCUGCAUUCAUUGCUCCCUGGUCGGCUAAUUCUUUUGUUGUUUUUCAGUUUUGCUGUGGACAGCAAAGGGUCUUUGAGGUUUGAUUUUUUUUUUCUUUUCUUUAUUGCUGAUUUACAACCAACUCCCCUGGUGCUGGCCAACGUCUGAAAGCCACCACAUUUCAUCUCCUCCCAAUACACUACUAACGAGCCUUUCAAAGAAAAGUCCUAGCCAGGCAUUGUGCAGAGCCCACCAGAGCCGUGGUUAGAGAGCACACAGAAUAACUAGAGUAGCCUGUUCCCGCCAGAGAGAUUACUCACACAUGGAGCUGUCCUCUGUGUUCCUAUUGGAAACGCAGUCAAUUCUUUCCCGGGGAGAUCAUAAGCUUCCUGGGGCUGCGGCUGCUCUGGGUGGCUCGGAUCUACCUACAGCAACUGUAAGCCUUCUUCCUUAGCUUCCCCCGCAGACGGACGCCCUCUGCAUCACCAACCGAUUAAGGCAUCCAUUCGGCUCCAGAUGCUGCUGUUCUGAGUGUUGGAGAGUCUGGUUUUGUGAGACUGCUCUCUCUUACAAGGGGAGGACCUGUAACCUGCCCGGCAAGCGUUGGAGCGAUUCGCAGCUUUGGAGCGAUUCGCAGCUGAGCAGAGUGCUUCAGAGGGAUGCUGGGAUGACCACGGAGAGGCCAGGUCACGUCAUCGCUGUGGCUAACCAGAUUUUGUCGAGCUGGACUGCUGGUAUAUCCGGGAAGUGUUUGUGAGCGGAUCGAGCUCUCACUGCUCACCUGUGAACUGAAGUGCGGAUUUCCAGACAGCACAGACAGGAGUUGCUCCAAAGAACCUUUUUUUUUUUUUUUUUUUUUUGGUUCUUUUUUUCGGAGCUGGGGACCGAACCCAGGGCCUUGCGCUUCCUAGGUAAGCGCUCUAACCACUAAGCUAAAUCCCCAGCCCCCCAAAGAACCUUUUUAAACAGGUCCACUUCCCCUGUAUCCUUUUUUCUCCACUACCUCUGGUGGGUGGUGGGCUACAAGGAAGGUUAAAACGUUUCAAAAACAAUCAUUGAAAAUAAGACUUAAAAAAAUUAAAAUUACACUCGAGUCCCAACAAAAGGAGCUUGACUACCAAACGUAAGGGGACCAAUACAUGUGUGUCAUUAGCAGAGAACCCUUCAUCCUGUGUCCUUUCAGGUGCUUGCUUUAGCAAAACGUCCUUCACUUGGUUUCCCUUCAAAACAAAACAACAAACAAAACAAAACAAAAACCACUCCUUCACGUCUCUGCCUCCAGCAAAACACCAUCCAACACAACUGACUUUCCAAAGAACCCUAAAGUUCCCACUUCAGGGUGACAAGUGUAUAUUAUCCAGGAGACCUGGGGUGCACAGCUCCCCCUUUUUAAAAAAGCUGCUUAGAGGUAACACCCAUUAGCUUGGUGGUCCAGAGCUGCUGUGACCUCCCACUCUCCUGAAGAAUGAUUGAUGGCUUGCUGUAGACCACCAGCACCUCCCGACUGGCGCUGCACCUGCUUGCCCAUCACAGAGCCCAUGACUCUACCUGUGCUCAAAACUCAGCCCAUUGCUGUCCCUACAGAUGCCAUCUACCACAACAAGAUGUGACCAUCAACGUCACCUGCAGCUCUCUGCAAUGGACCCAACCCUAAGCCCCACUGGAACUGUCACUGAAAACAAGUGGCAACUAAAGAGAAAUUAGGUCAUGACGGGGGAGUGUUGUUAUAGAAGAGACAUCAAAAAUCCAAAGUGCCCAAUGUGCUUUCUUUCCCGUGAGCUCCCUCACCUCCCAGUGAAAGGCCACAGGGACAAUGUGGAAAAACAGCCCCCUGCAGCUGAGGCAGAGUCUCCAUGAGAAACUGACUCCUGCUAGACUUUGAUCUACACCUUUUAGCCUCUAGAAUUGAAGGAAGAUAAACUCCUGUGGGUUUGCCCUUCAGGCUACAGGUGUGACGGUGGCCCAAGUGGACCCGACAGCAUCCCUUGUGAAAAAUGCCAUACGUCUCAGGCUGGUCUCCCUACCUCGAGCUGCGUGAGCCCUGUUCUCAUCAUCUUCAUCUGCAGUGCCUCUCACUGUGCUUGGAACAAGGCUGCUCUUUAUUGUCCAUUACAUAGCUAAGGGGCCUACGGGACCUAUGGAUUUUGUAAGAAUGGGAGGACAUGCCACUUAGACAACUUGUCCUUUCCAGAUGAAGCAGGCCAUGGCGCCAACCCUGAGAAAACAGGAAGAGUAAGAUACACAAGUCUUCCCUCUCCUUCCUCACACAACACAAUAGCUCCUGGGACCUGAAGAGUAAGUGAGUGGGAGGUCGCCCUUAGUGAUACCCAUGAGCGCCAAAGAGCUGGCCUACACCACAGCCCCUGGGAGCUGCCACCCUGAAACCCCUCUGGGUAAAUCCACAGAUGUUCAAGAUGGAACAGGAGUGUGCCAAACCAACAGAACCGCCCGAGAAUGAGCGUCCACACGCCCUGAUCACACCCGCCUCCCCAGAGACCUUCGGUCAAUCGUUUAUUUUCUUUGUGGUGUUUUACCUGUUUAUCUAUUGACUAACAAACAGAAAAGAGAACACAGCAGAGACUGGGAGAGAAGUUACUCUUCAGUGGCUAGGGCCAAGCAUUGGGGGUGGGGCAGAGGCAGACAUAGGCGUUAAGAGGAGCUAGCAGGGGUUGGGCGGUCUGAAGGCCUGCAGAAUUAGGGACAAGGAGAAAGUGACAACUGCCACCAGAGCUUUUAAUUCAAGAGCAAUGGCCAAAGGUGACACUGGGUAGACUGGCAAAUGACUUUGUCACACCAUGUGACAGAAACUGCCCUGCCUGGUGGUGGGAGUUGGUCGGCAGGAGGAGAGGGAGGUGCUGACUCCCUUUGGAACAUGGGUAUCACAGCGGUGUGCACACCGUUGCUCUCUCUUUCUUCUUUUCAGUUGUUUUGCCUUUGAUGUCAGGAGAGGCAAGUGGAUCUCUGAGUGUCAGAGACCAGCCCCUGGUUUCCAAUAGGGCUCCGCCUUUUACACAGUUCCUUUUCUGUCACAGAGUGCAGUGGGACACUUUGACCAAUGCCCCAUACUUGCAUCUGUAGUUCAAGUAUACAGAAUACCCCAUUGCCUAAAACCUCUUGUUCUUCAAGGUCGGCACACCUUUGUCUUUCCCAUAAUGCCACAGAGCUGGAAGCCGACAGCUCUGUCACCUUUUCAGACUGGUUACUUUAUACUAGCAAUAGCCAUUUAAGGUCCAUUUCCUGUAUAGUUUUGUGGUUUGAUAGCCAAUUCCUUUUCAGUGGUGAAUAAUAUUCCAUUGUAUGGAUGUACCAUAGUUUGCUACUCUAUCCAUUGAAGGGCAUUUUGGUUUCUUCCAAAGUUUGACUGCUCUGCAUGAAGCUUCUGUCAACAUGAUGCAGGAUGUUUGUCUCACUCAGGGAACAGGAGGAAGUACAAAACCCCUCAUACCACACUGCAGGGUUGAGUUUUGUGAGAAGCUAGUUUUGCUCUUCCUGGUGCAGCAGCUGCUUUUACACUGAUCUAACUCCAGGCUCAACAAUGUCCCUUUAGCUCCCACCUUCUACAGUUCCUCCAUUCCAUCAGGCUCUACCACCCGCCAUCAAUGCUCCUCCCUAACGUCUGUGACCUCCCCCUUCCCCAAGACUCUCUUUUCUUUCACUGAGGGGGUCUUCUCUCCCAGGGGCCUUAAAUGGUGCAGGUCCUGGAGGUUCUUGGCUCUCUCUUCUCUACUUAUUUUCCUCUCCUCCUCCUCCUCGCUGCCCACACCCUCUUCUGCUGCCUAGAAACAGAUCUCUCCACAUCUACUUCUUCAGCCUCAGUCACUUCUUCUAAAGCUCUAUAUUUAAACACCCAGCCACCCAACAGACAACUUACUUGGAUACUCCCUCUCAACAUCCUUCCUUCAAAACCUCUUCCUUUUCUUGUAUCCCCACCUUGAUAAGGGGCUGCAGGUUUCUUUAGUCAACCUGGUUCCCUCACCCGAAACUGUUCUCUCCUUUCCUCCCUUCCCCGUGACCCUGCAGCAAAUCACCAAGUGCUCUGAUUUGAAAGAGUACACAACAGAAACGAAGACCAGAGCUUUGCAGUCAGACACCUGGGCUUCCGUUCCAGCACCACUAUUUACUUCGGGCAGCUUUCUUUCUUUUUUUUUUCUUUUUUUCUUUUUUUUUUUUUUUUUUUUUUUUGGUUCUUUUUUUCAGAGCUGGGGACCGAACCCAGGGCCUUGCACUUCCUAGGCAAGCGCUCUACCACUGAGCUAAAUCCCCAACCCCUUCGGGCAGCUUUCUAAAUGACUGUUUCCCCGUGUAUGCUGGCAAUCACAACUCACUGGCCGGAGAUGUGGGCACACUGAAGGACGUCUGGCAGCUGUGCUCAGAGAGAUAAGCACGGUCCUUGUUCUGUCUUCUCUGACAGCACUGCCUGGAUCCGGUUCUCACUGAUAGCUGCUCUUUAACUGGACAUGGAGAAUGUUUUCUGUAGCCCCUAUCUGUGAUGACCUAAAUGUAGAAAGUGCACCGAGUAAAGAAGUAAAUCGGAUUUCGGCGUGUACAUGGAAA
Molecule: messenger RNA, 7142 nt
Organism: Rattus norvegicus (Norway rat)
Lineage: Eukaryota; Metazoa; Chordata; Mammalia; Rodentia; Muridae
Source: RefSeq, a predicted model, not a curated record